GGUUGUGUCUGUCCGUAUCGUAAUUUCAUCUAUUUCUACUAUAGACAGCAUGUACACUACUAGUCAGCCCGAGUCAGCUGUGAUCAACGAGCGCUGCCACCCACGGGAACGCCAGCCAAUCGGAAGGGCGGGGCAAGCGCCCAUAUGCCGAAAAAGGCAGGAGCGAAGCGGUGGCGUCGACGGGGAUAUAAGCGCCGCGGUGUUCUCCCAGCGAACGAGGCUUUGUCCUGCUCACCGCUGCCCACAAGCGCUGACGCGUUCCCGUCGUCGUGCACACCGAGUCCACCGCCAGCCCAGCCUUCGUACUUGAGCAGCGCACCGCCAGCAGAUAUACGCUGUACCCGGCAUCGUACACAACGCCCAGACCCCGCCCGUCGCCGUCCACCCUGUUGUCCCCAAGCGCCGCACCCCCGCCCUACCAAACCUCUGGUUUGACGAGCACAUCGAACAGGAACCACCGCCAUGGACGCUCUCAAGUCGCUCGUGCAGCCCCUCGUCGGCGGAGGCGGCGGCUCGUCGGUCAUUGACGGCAUGAAGCUCGUCGUGCUCGGGACCACCGUCGAGACCGCCCGCAGGAUGAGCAGCUCUGCAUGGUCCCACUUUGUCAACUCAUUCUUCCUCACCGCGCACUUCUCCGAGGAGGACUACCCCUACGACUGGCUCAUGCUCUGGCUCUCGCGGCGCCCCGAGUGGCAGCGCUCGCGUGAGUUCGAGACGACCACGCGCACGUCCUCCGCGUUCUACAGCUCCUCGGCCGCGGACAACUCCUUCGGCGACGACGACGACGAGGGCGACGACGACGCGCCCGGGAAGGUCAAGACGCGCGUCGUCUUCCAGCCGACGUUCGACACGACGCACACGAUUUACUACAAGGGCCACUGGCUGCGCGUCAAGCGCAGCAGGAGCAACGGCUGCGAGGUGCUGUCCAUCAGCGUGGUCGCCCGCAGUAACUCCAUCCUCAAGCAGCUGGUCCUGCAGGCCAAGCGCGAGUACGAGGCGGAAGCGGUGCACCGGAUCCAGAUCUACUUCGCAGACUCGCACGGCAGCUGGCGCUGGACGGACUCGCGGCACAAGCGGCCGAUGUCGUCCAUCGUCCUUAACCCCGGCGUGAAGGAGAUGCUCCUGGAUGACACGAGAGAUUUCCUGAAGUCCGAAAAGUGGUACGCGGACCGCGGGAUCCCCUUCCGCCGCGGGUAUCUCCUGUACGGUGUCCCCGGCUCGGGCAAGUCGUCGCUAAUCCACGCCAUCGCCGGCGAGCUCAUGCUCGACAUCUACGUCGUCUCCCUGUCGUCCUCCUGGAUCAACGACAGCACGCUCACGACGCUUAUGGGCCGCGUCCCCGCGCGGUGCAUCGUCCUCCUCGAGGACCUCGACGCCGCGUUCACCAGGAGCGUGACCAGAGACAGCUCGUCCGACGGGAGCCCAGGCGGCAAGGACAAGAAAGACAGCAGCGGGAACAACAACCAGGACGACGCGGCGACGACGGACGGGACGAGCCGGCGGCGCAAGGACCAGCUGAGCGACGUGAACACGCUGAGCCUGAGCGGGCUGCUGAACGCGCUGGACGGCGUCGCGGCGGCAGAGGGGCGCCUGCUCUUUGCCACGACGAAUCACCUCGAGCGCCUCGACCCGGCGCUGUCCCGGCCCGGCCGCAUGGAUGUGUGGAUCGAGUUCAAGAAUGCGAGCAAGUGGCAGGCGGAGCAGCUCUUCAGGAAUUUCUUCCCGUCGACGGACGAUGAGGGAAACAGUGGUGCGGACGACAAGCUCCAGCCCGAGGACGAGACGGAGCUAGAGGGGAUU
Molecule: messenger RNA, 1800 nt
Organism: Gloeophyllum trabeum ATCC 11539
Lineage: Eukaryota; Fungi; Basidiomycota; Agaricomycetes; Gloeophyllales; Gloeophyllaceae
Product: P-loop containing nucleoside triphosphate hydrolase protein
Exons: 6
Molecular function (GO): ATP binding; ATP hydrolysis activity
Source: RefSeq, a predicted model, not a curated record